Molecule: messenger RNA, 2945 nt
Organism: Benincasa hispida (wax gourd)
Lineage: Eukaryota; Viridiplantae; Streptophyta; Magnoliopsida; Cucurbitales; Cucurbitaceae
Gene: NFD5
Product: pentatricopeptide (PPR) repeat-containing protein
Molecular function (GO): protein binding
Source: RefSeq, a predicted model, not a curated record
UAUGCGUCAGCUCAUUUUUUUUUUCCUUCCAAUUUUUUAUUUUCUCAACCGUCCAGCUUUCUAAACCCUACUUCAGGUUUAGUCACUCCCUCUUUCCAUUACCAACCACUGCUCUCCGCACGCCGUUUCUAACCGCCGGCGUCACACCGGCCGCCGUACGCUGCACUCUCAGCCCCCACUUUCAUACAUUCUCACGCCAAUCAGAGUUAAUUAUCUCCAUUUUUUUCCUCAGAAACGCAGUGGUUUAGCUCCUAACCCGCGCCGUUGGUAAGAUCGCGCCGCCACCUUCAAAUUUCCAGGGGUUCCAAGCAAGGGGUUAGGGACCGAAGAUGACCCUAAAGCAUUUGCUUCUUCGUCAAACACUGAAGAGCUUUUCGAGAGCCAAUGCCAACUUACUGCAUCGACAAUCACCUAUCAACAUCAAUGCCACUCACACAUUCAUCACAAAACCUUCCUUUUCUUUGCUUGAUUCACAUUAUGGUUGUUAUUCUUCAGUCACUGUCCGAAAUUUUGAGUUCAGAAAAUCGAAUUCAAUUUCCAGUAGGUGCAUUCACUUUACUGUAACUAAGUUGAUCGAUGCAGCAAUUGAGCCAAAACUCGAAUCUGCAGACGUUGAGGAUGAUGAUGGAUCAAUGAACGAGUUUUUAUCCAGAUUUGUUUGGAUAAUGCGUAGAAAGAUUUCUGAAGUGUUUCCGGAUUAUGAUAAGCAAACAGUUAAUGCAAUGCUUUUGAUGAUUGUGGAAAAAGUAGUAUCUGAAAUGGAAAAGGGUAGCUUUGAGCAAACGUUAAAGGCUUCCACAGAUAGUCCAGAUUGGGACCUAAGUGAGGAUUUGUGGAAGACAGUAAGUGAAGUUAGCAACAUGGUUUUGGAUGAUAUGAAGAAGGCUACAAAGAAGGAGAAAAUGAAGGGUUUUCUGCUCUCUGAGGAAGUUCAGGAAAUGUGUAGGUUUGCUGGGGAAGUUGGCAUUCGAGGGGAUAUGCUAAGGGAAUUUAGGUUCAAAUGGGCCCGUGAGAAAAUGGAAGAAAGUGAGUUUUAUGAGAGUUUGGAGAAGCUCAAAAAAGAGGCUCGUACCCAGGAAGAAAAGAAUGAUUCUCCAAGUGGUGCAGAGGCUGCACCUGAGGUGAAAUCCGAGGCUGUUUCUCUUCCCAAAAGGCGAGGGAAGUUAAAGUACAAGAUUUAUGGUCUUGAUUUAUCUGAUCCUAAGUGGAGCAAAGUAGCAGACAAAGUCCAUGAGGCAGAGGAGGUGCUAUGGCCGCAGGAACCAAAGCCAAUUUCUGGAAAAUGCAAACUGGUCACAGAGAGAAUUCUUUUGCUAAAUGAGAAUGAUGACCCAUCUCAAUUAUUGGCUGAAUGGAAAGAGCUUCUUCAACCCACUAGAAUUGACUGGAUUACCUUACUUGAUAAAUUGAAUGAGAAGAAUAGAUUCUUAUACUUCAAGGUAGCAGAACAUCUUCUGAAUGAAGAGUCUUUCCAGACCAACAUCCGUGACUACUCUAAGCUUGUUGAUGUCCAUGCUAAAGAGAACCGCCUAGAGGAUGCUGAGAGAAUUCUUAAGAAGAUGAAUGAGAAGGAUAUUACACCAGACAUUUUGACAGCCUCAGUUUUGGUUCAUAUGUAUAGCAAGGUGGGCAAUCUUGACCGUGCGAAGGAGGCUUUUGAUACCUUGAGGAGUUACGGCUUCCAACCAGAUGGGAAGGUUUAUAAUUCCAUGAUAAUGGCAUUUGUAAAUGCUGGACAACCCAAGUUGGGCGAGUCAGUGAUGAGAGAGAUGGAAGCAAGGGACAUCAAACCCAGCGCAGACAUUUACAUGGCAUUACUAAGGUCAUUUUCCCAACGUGGUGAUAUCAGUGGCGCUGGAAGAAUUGCUUCUACCAUGCAGUUUGCUGGCUUCUCGCUAAAUUUGGAGUCAUGUACAUUGCUUGUUGAGGCAUAUGGGCAAGCUGGUGAUCCUGAUCAGGCAAGGAACAAUUUUGACUACAUGAUAAAAAUUGGGCACAGGCCUGAUGACAGGUGCACUGCAAGUAUGAUUGCAGCCUAUGAAAAGAAGAAUCUGUUGGACAAGGCUUUGAAUCUUUUACUACAGCUUGAAAAGGAUGGAUUUGAGCCUGGGGUUGCAACUUAUGCUGUUCUUGUAGAUUGGUUGGGUAAGUUGCAGCUGGUUGAAGAAGCCGAGCAGGUAUUAGGCAAGAUUGGCGCACAGGGUGACUCUCUCCCGUUUAAGGUUCAUAUUAGCCUAUGUGAUAUGUACUCAAGAGCUGGGAUUGAGAAAAAGGCGCUGCAAGCUGUGGGGAUCUUGGAAGCUAAAAAGGAGGAGUUGGGACAUGGUGAUUUUGAGAGGAUCAUAAAUGCACUUAUAGCAGGUGGCUUUGUGCAGGAUGCUAAAAGAAUGCAGGGUGUUAUGGAGGCCCAGGGUUUUACUGCAUCCCAACCACUUCAAAUGGCUCUGAGGACAUCUCAAGCUCUUCGUGGCAAAAGACUACGUUGACAUUAUUUUUUUUGACCGUUUAUAAAUUUAUCGACAGUUCAUUGCUGCUGGCAGAUAUGUGAAUAUUUACCAUCAACUAGAAUUCUGUGGCAAAGCUAGUGGCUGGAAAUAUUUUGUAGGAUGGAACGGAAUCUCUAUGGCAAAAAUUGGCAUUUCAGCAUUUCUUUGUGAGGCAGUGUUAUUUCCCCCAACCAAAUAUAGGAACAUGUCUUAUGCGAUUCUCUGCAAAUGCCAAAAACUUCAACUGGAUUAUUCUCCCCUUAGAUGAUCGUUGGUGCAGCUGGAGAAGGAGCUGACUUCUCUUAUUUAUGGUAAUUUCAGAAUCUAAAUGACAUUGUAUUUAGUAUUUACCUGUCAUAAGCUGCACUGCUUUAAGGAUGUUCGUAUCAGACGUUACAGUUACUAGUUUGUCCUGUUCAUGGAAAAUAAAAAUGUAUGAUUGAGAACUGUUGUUUGUAA